AUGCCGUUGCUAACUCCGAACUGGGCCGCGGGCUUCUCGUUCCACCGUUGCCACGCGGAGAGGCUCGUGCCAGUGGAUUGGCGCCUGCGCUGGGUCUUCACAGGCGAGGAGGUCAACCGUGCCGUCCGCCUGUGGACCCACGGCUACGACCUGUACGCGCCCACGGUCGAGACCGUGCUCCACAACUACACCAACGCGGUGCAGGAGUUCCAGCAGUUUGGGGAUGCUCACCGCCAGUUCCUCCAGAAGCAGAGGUCCCAGAGGCAGAUCAGGAAGCUCCUGGAGACCCUGGACGCGGAGGACCUGGUCGCGGAGGAGGCGAACGGGGAGCCCGAGGGCCUUGGGCCGUACGGCCUUGGGGGCCAGAGGAUCGGAGAAGGCCUCGAGGAUUUUGUGAUGUGGUCACGGGCGAACCUCGGCGGCAAGUGGGCGCGCGCGCUCUCGAACGCCUCGGGCCAUGUGCAGGACACGCGCGACGACGCCUGCCUGCAUCUGCUGCGGCGCCCCAUCAGGGACCCGGGGGCGCUCCUGGAGAGCCUGCGCUCCAUCUCCAUGGACGGAGGGGGGGACCGCGCCCCGCGGGUCGCGGCUGGCGUGGGAGAGCACGUGUGGCUCCACGGCGAGGAGAGCGUGGUCCGCCCAUUUCGGGUGCUCUGA
Messenger RNA from Prorocentrum cordatum, 657 nucleotides. NCBI's taxonomy places the organism in Eukaryota, Dinophyceae, Prorocentrales, Prorocentraceae. The record is from the annotation of a GenBank genome assembly.